UCAAGUCAGUUUAACCGGUAAACCCUUCAUUCGCUCAUGUUUCAUCGAUUCAUUUUAGCUCAUUUGAUAAUUUUUAUUUAAAAUUAAUAAACACGCUGUAUUAAUUUAAAAUAAUUUAUAUUUGUGUAGAAUUAAAAGAAUAUACUUCAACACUUUACAAACAAAAUACCAACAUGAGCUCAGGUGGAACCCGUGUAUAUGUCGGUGGACUCGUGGAAGGCAUCAAAAAAGAAGAUCUCGAGAGGGAAUUUGACAAAUAUGGCAAACUGAACUCUGUUUGGGUAGCACUCAAUCCCCCUGGUUUUGCGUUCAUAGAAUUUGAAAACAGUCAGGAGGCAGAGGAUGCGUGUAGCGCGAUGAAUGGAUUCGAAAUGUUAGGCGCGACGUUAAAAGUAGAGUUGUCGAGGAAAAGGGAUGGUCCACGUAGGAACGGAGGCAACUUCAGGGGCGGGCGCGGUAACUUCAGAGGCGGUCGUUCGUUCGGCGGCCCGCCCGGGGGCAACAGCAGGUCAUUUGGCAACUCAUAUGGUGGCGGCCGACCCUCGUUCAACCGCAACGGUCAGGGUAACGGCUACGGCUCAGGUGGCGGAGGAGGUGGCAACUUCAGAUCUAGGUCGCCUUUGUCUCGGUUUUAAUUUAGUUUUAGAUGUUAAGUUAGGUACUAGUGUUAUCGUAAUCUGAAGCCUUCCAAGUGUUAAAAUUCAAUGUUUGCUAAUACUAGGGGGUUUUAUGCUGGGAAGAGUUCUAUUGGUAUCCCAAGGAUAUGAAGUUCCUUGGACUAAUCCUCUCGAGACUUCUCAUUCGUCGAGAGAAAUUCAAGAACAACCUUCAGUGAUCAUUUAACAUUUUACCUAUGGCCGUACUUCUAAGUUACAUAAUUAUAAAUAAAAGAUGUCUCUAUAAA
This is a messenger RNA of Galleria mellonella (greater wax moth), 904 nucleotides long. RefSeq names its product RNA-binding protein Rsf1 (gene Rsf1). The transcript has 3 exons. Gene Ontology annotation, biological process: mRNA splicing, via spliceosome. Gene Ontology annotation, cellular component: nuclear speck. The record is from RefSeq and is a predicted model, not a curated record. Gene Ontology annotation, molecular function: RNA binding. Bases 174 to 635 code for a protein of 153 amino acids. Lineage: Eukaryota; Metazoa; Arthropoda; Insecta; Lepidoptera; Pyralidae.